Petromyzon marinus (sea lamprey) is the source of this 4062-nucleotide messenger RNA. RefSeq lists its product as uncharacterized. Gene Ontology annotation, cellular component: actin filament bundle. NCBI's taxonomy places the organism in Eukaryota, Metazoa, Chordata, Hyperoartia, Petromyzontiformes, Petromyzontidae. Gene Ontology annotation, biological process: actin filament bundle organization; negative regulation of chondrocyte development; skeletal system morphogenesis. Gene Ontology annotation, molecular function: filamin binding. The record is from RefSeq and is a predicted model, not a curated record.
CCUCCACCCCCCUCUCCGGACGCCCCCGCCCCGAGUUGUGAACGCGAUACGGAGCGGGCGGGUGCCUGCAUCAGAGAGCUCCCCUUGGCCCCCUCCGCGACCCCGGACCCCGCCCGAUGGGAUCGAGAGCGGGGGAGGGGUCCGGUACGACCAGGGGGCGAGGGGGGGCUAGGCAACCCCUGAUCGGGGGCACCGCCGGGGAUGAGUGAGUGAGUGAGUGACCCCCCCCCCACUCCAAGUCUCCAGCCUCGCCGCGUCUGAGCCCCGUGGCGGCGCCGUGAAUUUUACGACGCGCGCCGCAACGGCAUCCGCGGCCGCUUUUGUCUCUCCAAGCCUCGCUGCUGUUUUUACGCGGCUCAAGUCGCCGAGGCGUUUGGAGCCGAGCAGGAGGAGGAGGAGCGGUGACGUGGAGAUUCCCGCCCCGUUCCUCCUCCUCCCUCCUCGCUCCGUCCCGAAUCAAGAAAACAGCUGCAGCAGCAGCGGCGGCCGCUUUGAGUGCGAAUCGUGCGGCGGCGUCGCCUUUCCGUUUGUUUCUGGGAGAACCACCCCGAGCUGGGGAUCCUGGACGGCCCCGGCAGCGGCAGCAGCAGCAGCAGGAGCCCGGGGCCCAGGGCGUCCCUCCGCCUUCACCCCGGCUCCAUCCCGGACCUCGACUCUUUCGGCAGUCGCCCCUCGAGUCCGGCUUGCGCGGUGGCGUCGUCUCACCGCGUGGAUUUGUGUCUGGAGGAAAGCGACGCCGAGCCGACGACCCCGAGCGGCUCCGCCAGCAGCAGCAGCAGCGGCAGAAGCCGCGACUCCGCGCCGCCUCCUCCUCGUGCCGGUGGCGCGACUCGAGGCGCGGCGCGCACGGAGCCCGCGGGGCCGGAGGUGGCCGCCGCGAGGAUGGUGGGGCGGCUGAGUCUGCAGCCCGUGGCGGGGGAGCGCUUCGAGGCGGCCACGCGGCGCAGCCACGAGAGCCUCUUGCUCCUCGACAGCCCGGACUCGGGCCUCCCGCCCAGCCCCAGCCACCCGCUCGACUCCGCCACGGCCCCCCCACGCGCCGGCUCCGCCGCCGACGGGGGUCCCGCGGCGAUUGGCGCUCGGGGCUCCCCGUUCUACGCGCCCAACGCCACGGGGCCGCUGCAACAGCAGCAGCAGCAGCAUCGACUCCAGGAGCUCAAUGAGUACCAGCAGCAGCAGCAGCAGCUUCAGAAUGUCCACGGGCACCAGCAUCUGCAGGAUCAGCAUCACCAGCACGUUGACGAGGAGCAGCAGCACCAGCGGCACUACCGUCGGGCAGACACCGCGUCUCCUCCUCUCCUCUCCUCCGUCGAUGGCUUCGGGGACUUAGCGACGGCGCCGGCGCGCCGACCCGACUCGGGCUUCAUGGGGGGGGGGCCCAGCCCCAGCCCCCCUCUGCGGGGACCCCCCCGCCCAGGGGUACUCGGGGUCGCGGAGGAGCCGCGGAUCGGCGGCGGCGCCCCGGCGCGGGAUCCGCAACUCGGCCGCCUGUUGCCGUACGUGACGCUGUGUGGGGGGUUUGGGGGGCCUGGAGGAAGUGGGGCUCCCCGCCUGGUGCCCAGCGACUACAGCGAGGGGGUGUGCGUGCAGGCCGGACCCCGCGCCACCAGCACGCGGUGCUGCUCGGAGGUUCGCUUCGCGUGCGGGCGGCGCUACCGCGACGGCGUGGAGUGCGAGCCGGCGCUCGCCGUGGCCUCGUGCCGGCAGACGGUGGUGGCGCGGCCCAGCACCACGCGCCGCUCCUUCACCUCCGAGCUGUGCCUGGAGCCGCGGCAACGCGCGCAGCGCCACACCGCCACCGCCUUCGCCUUCCCCCGGCACGCGCGCCACCUCUUCCGCACCACCGUGACGAGCGGCGGUGGUGCCGCGGCGGUGGCAUCGGGAGCCUCGUCGGCGGCACCGGCGGCGCAGGGCGCCGGCACGCGGUACACGAGCUGCGUGCGACUCCAGAGCCUGGCGCCGCCCAGCGUGGGCAUCGUGUACCGAGAGGACGGGCGCGCCGGCACGUAGCGCGGUGCCAGACUUUGGCCGAUCAGCACCGGCUGACCGGACCUUGGUGUGGGAAGGCGCUGGUCCCUGGCGUCCGGCCGGCACUCGCGAAUCCCCCCGUUGUUUCGCGUCGGAGGUCGACUCGACUGGAUGCAGGAUGCCGCUGUGGGGCACGGCUGUGGGUGCCCACGUGACUCAGCUACGUCUCCAACCAGCCUCGGACUUGACAACCGGCGUGGCAUUGGUCUCAGAGGUUUUUUUUGUGAAUUUGAUUGCUUAUUAUUAUUUCCGCUUGUGAAAACCGCACCGGCUUUUCGUCUCGGUCGUAAAUCUGUCGGCAAAACGUCACGGGCAGCGGCACGAGUGGUGGCGGCGCGGGAGGUGGCGGCGUCCCCGUUCCGUGCCGUCUGGAGUUGCACGUUCCGGGUGUGCCCGGUGCGGGCGUGACGCCGCCCAGCCGGCGCUUCAUCUCUCGCUAAGGAUUUUCCGGGUCGCUGGUGGACUGGGGUAGGUGGCACGUGACCAGCAGGAGCCACGGUGCUAGCGAUAAGAGGCAUACUGGAUGCGGUGUGGUGUUGCCCAACCGGACAGACCUGACUGAAAUCAAUCCCUUGUCUCAACACCUGAUACUCCGGUAUUCUGGUUCCACAGUACACCAGGAUCUUGAUAACCAUGUUACCCACAGAACUCGCGCUCGCUGAAUUCCCACAACCCCAGCAGCGUGAGACCACGGAACCGCAAAACGGCGGCACGCUGGUACCCUGCCACCGCUACCACCCGCUACCAUCACACGGAUGGCUGCCCACCGCCCUGGCACACGUCACGACGAUUGUCGCCUGGACUUCUGCCGAGCCGACACCAGGAGCGGCGGCGGCGGCGGCGGCGGCGGCGUCCGUGCCGGAACGGGGAUCGCGGCGCCGGUGUCUGCAGAGAUGGCGCUGAGAUGGGGAGCGUGGCGGGGCGGCCAGGCCGUCACGGCCCCGGGGAGCCGCACAAAGACUUCGCUUCUGUGCGCCAGCGUGCGUGCGUGUGCACGCGCACUCGUGCAGACAAAGAUGCACACGCCCACACGUGCGCACGCAUGCAUUCACGUAUGAACGAGCACGUGUUCACGCGCACAUACCUACGCACGCACAUGUGAUACGUUAACACAGACCUGCGUACGUUCACUCGUGUACGUGCGCAUGGCGAUCGUGGUUUUAAUGGCAAAGUUCCUUGUCAUGAACCCUCCCCCCCAUCCGACGAGAUUGUCCCAUUUACAAAGACAUCAUUCAUACACGUGCCAAUCAAUGUACUGCGGUCAAAUUCUGACCGAUACAGCUCUAGCUCCUCACCGCUGGCUUGAGACUCGUCACGGCUGAAUUCAAGUAACAAUAUACAUAACUUUGUAAGCGUGACAAUCUGGUCGGGUGGUGGUUCGUGACUGACGAAUAAUGUUGGCAUAAAAACGACCACCAAAAACAAACGUGGAUCAAAGUGGAAGCAGAAGAUGUCAUGAGUCACGGCGAGACGACGCUUGUGCCGAGGAGACCGCCUGAAGUCUGCACUGCCCACACUGCUCGUACGUCAUCAUCAUCAUCUAUUACUUGAGUCAUCACGCCUCACGCAACUACAACGCAAGUUCAGAAUCAGCGUCAGAACUGAGAAGCACGCUUUAAAGGCCUUUUCAUAUUCACAAAAGGCCUUUCCAAGACAACCAACGCCAUCAUACUCACUGCAGGGUGAUGUUAGCCAAGCGUCGCUAUGGGGACGGGCGUCGCUACGGGGACGGGCGUCGCUACGGGGACGGGCGUCGCUAUGGGGACGGGCGUCGCUAUGGGGACGGGCGUCGCUACGGUGAGGGGCGUCGCUACGGUGAGGGGCGUCGCUAUGCGGACGGACGUCGCUAUGGGAACGGGCGUCGCUAUGGGAACGGCCGUCGCUACGGUGACGGGUGGUGAUGGAGGCAGCGGCGCGAGGGCGGUGUCCGCCAUCGCCGCGUGACGAUGUCAAACGCGACAAUUCACGCGGUGACGACAAUAACAAUCGUUAAAAUAAACUAUUCUGAGAAAUAAAGAAACAGUUGAAGCGCUG